Messenger RNA from Aspergillus niger, 858 nucleotides. RefSeq lists its product as uncharacterized. NCBI's taxonomy places the organism in Eukaryota, Fungi, Ascomycota, Eurotiomycetes, Eurotiales, Aspergillaceae. The transcript has a single exon. Bases 1 to 858 code for a protein of 285 amino acids. The record is from RefSeq and is a predicted model, not a curated record.
AUGGAACGUCAACUACCGACGCGUGGGGUACGCGUUCUUGAUACACAGAUAGCACCAGAGCGCCAUGGAGUGAAGCGUGAAUACCACGACCAGAGUACGCCUUCUGCGGACAGUACACAAGUAAACGAGGGUUUCAAAUUCCUGGCUGUGCCUACCGAGACCGAUGAUCUUGAAGCGACAUGUACGAAGCUUAAAGAGCUAGCUAAAACCGUCGAGCAAGGCAACAGUCUCGCACUAUUCACGGGACUGAAAUUGGCAACAUACCCAUCGAAAAGCGACCCGGAGAGCGUGGCCAUGAGCCAGCUGACACCGGAAGAGCUGUGGAUGUAUGAGACCUGGAAGGAGAUGAAGAUGAUACAAGACGCCGAGUCAACGAAUGGUGACCGUUCCUGCGGCGAAGAGGAUCGCAAUGGUAUGAAACUCCCAUACUUCGACUGGGAACAGAACGUGGCGCCGGUGCCCCAGGGAGCUCAGAGUCUCAAGAGGUUUACGCAACGGGCGGCGGCCAUGGAUGUGGUCUUUGGCCAUCAAGGCGCUACACCUGAAAAUGCUUCCUGGCUCACGUCGCACAUGAUAUUCAUGUUACCCCUUGUCAAAGCUGUUACAAAGAUCACCAACAUUAAGAAGAACCUCAAAAAUAAUCAUCAGUCGCGGCAUACGCGUGGACUGACAGACAUGGAGGCGGCUGAGGUUGAAACGGCGCGCAAAUUGGUAGCUAUCGCGACUAAAAAUCGGGCUCGCGAAAUGGAGAAGAUUCGCCGGUUAACUAAAUCGAUCGAGGAAGAUGCUUUAAUAAUCAGAGGCCGCGCCGAAGCUCUGGAGAGAUCGAGGCACACCUCGACUGUGCCUCAUCGAUGA